UGAACUCUGCAGAUUUUGCAUUGUCUGCGAGGAUAGUUGCGUUUCCGCAACCGUCAACGUCGUGCAAAAUCAGCGUCAACUGUAAAUAUAUCAAGGGUAGAGUAUAUAACGAAAUGAUCCAGGCGAGUUUAGUUGUUAUAAUUUGCGUCGAGCAUGGCGUUCUGGAUGGUCCUGGUACUCGUCGUCGCGAGCCGGUUGAGCUGGACUCCGGCGAUUGCUCAGUGCUCGCAAAUUUCAUUUCGCAAAAACCCGGUUUACGCCCUAACGAAACGAUGUACCCGGUCGACCGCAACGCCGAUAUCGAGACGUAAUUCGGAGGAUCUGAAAAGCUGCAGAGAAUUUGCCGUUUCUAAAAAGGCUUUAGCGUUCAACUUUCGUCCAAAGAAAUAUUCCUCAAACAAUAUCACGAUUGACGAUAAUUGCAUCGCUUUGGAAUGCCCUGUGGAAUUGCAUCCUCAAUCGACCAGUCUUGUCAAGGAUUCGAGGUUCGAAUACUAUAGCGCUUACGGCGGCAACGUAGCGUACGGACAUGGAAUAAAAGCAAGUUGCCUACCAAAGGUAGGGGUGUUCAGGCUCGCAGACAUCCCAUCAAACUACAGCACAGCUCGUAAGGAGUGCGCAGCUUGGGGUGGAAAAUUGGCGCAUGUAGCCAGUGCUGUUCGCACAGAUCUCCUAGCCUCGUUGAUGACCGGGAACAUCAACGCAGUAUUUGUAGGACUCAGCAGUGAAGGCAAAGAGCGGCUCUGGAAGAACGAGUUUGAUGAGCUUCUGGACUGCUUCGACUUUCGGGGAUGGGCACAGCGGGAGCCACACUCGAGACGAGGAUGCGUUGCUCUGGGCAAGGAUCGAACAUGGAGAGUGGUUUCAUGCUACGCCUCUUUGCCAUUCCUCUGCGAAAUACUGCCCUCAGCUUCACCGCAGGAAUCGUCACCAUCUAUGGGCUGCGGCAGUCACUCAGGUACAGGGAGAAUGAGAAAGCGAGUCGGUCAGUCUGCAAGGAAUGAUGCAACCCACAAGUGAUUAUACUAUAUUAAUUGGGUUUAUUCAGCAAUGAUAUAAUCAUAAGUUAUAUUUUAUAUAUGUAUAUUUUAGAGUUCAAUAAACCAUAGUACUUCUAUGCUC
Molecule: messenger RNA, 1122 nt
Organism: Diprion similis
Lineage: Eukaryota; Metazoa; Arthropoda; Insecta; Hymenoptera; Diprionidae
Exons: 4
Coding region: 154-1020 (288 amino acids)
Molecular function (GO): signaling receptor activity
Source: RefSeq, a predicted model, not a curated record